AUUACUCUUUUUUUUUUUUUUUCCCUUCUCUCUCAUUUUCUUUAGGUCUCAAAGGCUCUCUCUGUCUCUUUCUCGAAAUCUGCUGCAGGAGUGAAUCGUCAAGCGAGUUUUGGAGGAUCUGUUUGAGGGUUUUUUUUUGGGAUUGGAUCUAGGAGUUUGUGUUCAGAAAUGGCUUCGAAACGGAUCUUGAAAGAGCUCAAGGAUCUCCAGAAGGAUCCUCCAACCUCCUGCAGUGCUGGCCCAGUCGCUGAGGACAUGUUUCACUGGCAAGCUACCAUAAUGGGUCCAUCCGAUAGUCCUUAUUCAGGCGGAGUCUUUCUCGUGACCAUUCACUUCCCUCCGGAUUACCCUUUCAAGCCACCAAAGGUUGCGUUUAGGACAAAAGUGUUUCAUCCUAAUGUCAACAGCAAUGGAAGCAUUUGCCUUGACAUUUUGAAAGAACAGUGGAGUCCUGCACUCACCAUCUCUAAGGUGUUGCUUUCGAUAUGUUCAUUGUUGACGGACCCAAACCCAGAUGAUCCCUUGGUUCCAGAGAUUGCCCACAUGUACAAAACAGACAGAUCCAAGUAUGAGUCUACUGCCAGAAGCUGGACUCAGAAAUAUGCAAUGGGAUAAAGUUGAAGUGUCUUCUGAUCCCUGAAGACUCUGGUUCUAAGAGAGAGAGAGAGAGAAAGAGAGAGGACUGCUUUCGCAUAGGAUCUUGCAUGAAAUAAGUUAGAUUCCUAUGUUUUAUCUCUUUGUUUGAAACCUCUUGUGAUGCAAACAAAAAAACUCAUUCCGUCUCCUCUUUAUCUAUCUCCUUGUUUCCUUUCUAUGUUUUCCUUGCAACUCCUUAAAAAGAAAUAUUAUGUAAAGUUGGACGAAUUUUUUUAAAAAAGAAUGUUUUGAAAAUGUUAAA
Capsella rubella is the source of this 898-nucleotide messenger RNA. RefSeq names its product ubiquitin-conjugating enzyme E2 28. The transcript is spliced from 5 exons. Bases 169 to 615 code for a protein of 148 amino acids. The record is from RefSeq and is a predicted model, not a curated record. NCBI's taxonomy places the organism in Eukaryota, Viridiplantae, Streptophyta, Magnoliopsida, Brassicales, Brassicaceae. Gene Ontology annotation, molecular function: ubiquitin conjugating enzyme activity. Gene Ontology annotation, biological process: protein polyubiquitination. Gene Ontology annotation, cellular component: nucleus.